Molecule: messenger RNA, 639 nt
Organism: Iphiclides podalirius (scarce swallowtail)
Lineage: Eukaryota; Metazoa; Arthropoda; Insecta; Lepidoptera; Papilionidae
Source: the annotation of a GenBank genome assembly
AUGGAUAAAUGCGAUGAAACCCCUGUACAAGGAACCAAAGUUCCUUUCGAUCCCGGCUGGAAUGAUCCUCCGAAAUUUUCAUACAGCAUGCAACAGACUACGCCAAAUCGCCCACGUAAUUUUUUGAACAAGCGAGUAGCCUUUCCUUUAUCAGGCACAGGGUCAAUACCUGCUUCCGUUCCACCAACGAACUUGCCUCCAAUGCCAGUGCCUACGGUUAUACCACAAUGUUUACCAACAUUGCAAAGUAACAAUGAAAAUGAAUCCAAAGAUACUGUUGCAACUAUAGACAGUGAAAGUAUGCUUAAAGAAGUGAAAGAUAUAUUUAUGCAUUUUGUUGAUAAUGGAGAGCUAGGCUCCAAAACUAACGAUGUAAGAAAACGAAUAAGUGUAAUGGAGGAUAUGUGGUUAAAUGGAAAAUUAAAUAACAAUAUACAAAUGCAAAUGAAGGAAUUGGCAUAUGCUCUCCAUGAUGAACAGCCAAACAAAGCAGAUGAAAUUCAUAAGUCACUCAUGGUUGAUCAUGUCAGCGCUGUGUGUACUUGGAUGUCUGGUGUAAAACAACUCAUUUAUCAUUGCAUAGCUCGCUCUGAGCUAUUGGACAUAGACAAGAAAGAAAGUGAAAAGUGUGAAACUGAU